UUGAAAUGUCUCAACUCGGAAACUGAGUGCACAUGUUCUUUGCUGUGUUGUCAAACAAAACUCGUGCCCUGAAAUCACGAACGAUAUGUUCCGUCAUUAAAUCGUACAAGAAGAAGAAGACGAGCUAUAUGUGACAUUACAGGUAUGACGGUGGUGAAUGUAUCGUUUGCUGCGGCUGGAUUUUUAGGAGCAUAUCAUCUGGGAGUAACAGAGGCGUUACUGAGACACGGAGAUAAGCUGCUGUCGUCUUUAAAAGCUUGUGCUGGAGCUUCAGCUGGUGCUUUAGUGGCCACAAUACUGAUCACUGCUCCUGAUAAACUACAGCAUUGUAAGGAAUUCACCUACAGGUUUGCCAGUAAUGUAAGGAGUCAGAGGUUUGGAGCCGUGACACCAGGAUAUGACUUUAUGCUUGAACUGAGGGAGGGUAUUGAAGAGAUUCUCCCACCUAAUGCUCACCAGUUAGCCAAUGAACGCGUCCAUGUUUCAAUAACACACUCAAAGACGCGCGAGAACUGCAUGGUGUCCAGCUUCAGCUCAAGGGAAGAUCUCAUUAAGGUGCUCUUGGCCAGCUGCUUCGUGCCUGUCUAUGCUGGAGUGAAGCCAGUGGAGUUCCAAGGGCAGAAAUGGAUAGAUGGGGGAUUCACGGACAGUCUUCCUAUUCUUCCUGUGGGACGCACAAUCAUGGUGUCCCCAUUUAGCGGCCCUCAGGAUAUCUCCCCAGCUCAUAAAGGCAUAAGUAAGCUUCACCUCAGACUGGCCAACAUGAGUGUUGUGUUCUCAAAAGACAACAUCAUAAGGCUGAACCAGGCUCUGUUUCCUCCCUCAUUACCCAGACUCAAAGCACUGGAACAUCAGGGAUACCAGGAUGCUGUUCACUUUUUAAAGAAAGAAAGAUGGAUGCAGUAGCUGAUUUUCUCAUUUUUAGCUGUUUCAAGCCCUUGAAUGUCUAAAAUGUGGCAUGUUGACACCACUUUCCUGAUAGCAGUUCCUCUGUGGCAUGCAAUAUUUGCUGUGUGUAGAGUAAUAAUCGUACUUUGAUCCGGUGUCUGCUUUCAUUCUCCAGAUUAAUGCAUCAGUGAAAUACAUCAUGUAUUUUGGGAGACCAAAUGAUCAUUUUCUACUGUACAGCUUUAAAGUCACUUCUGUUCUCAGGGCACUUACAAUACACCGUGUUCCUUACAAAUGACUAAAUAAAUAUUUCUGAAACUCU
This is a messenger RNA of Carassius auratus (goldfish), 1210 nucleotides long. RefSeq names its product patatin-like phospholipase domain containing 4 (gene pnpla4). Gene Ontology annotation, molecular function: retinyl-palmitate esterase activity; triacylglycerol lipase activity. The transcript has 7 exons. The record is from RefSeq and is a predicted model, not a curated record. The coding region runs from base 145 to 906 and encodes 253 amino acids. Gene Ontology annotation, biological process: lipid homeostasis; triglyceride catabolic process. Gene Ontology annotation, cellular component: membrane; cytoplasm; lipid droplet. Lineage: Eukaryota; Metazoa; Chordata; Actinopteri; Cypriniformes; Cyprinidae.